This is a messenger RNA of Striga hermonthica, 1458 nucleotides long. The record is from the annotation of a GenBank genome assembly. NCBI's taxonomy places the organism in Eukaryota, Viridiplantae, Streptophyta, Magnoliopsida, Lamiales, Orobanchaceae.
AUGGCGGUUACCGGCGGCGAUCGUUCGGAGAUAGCUUUCUUCGACGUGGAGACUACCGUGCCGACCCGAACGGGUCAGGGCUACGCCAUCUUGGAAUUCGGGGCCAUCCUCGUCUGCCCCAAGAAGCUCGUGGAGCUCCGGAGCUACUCCACCUUGGUCCGACCCGCCGACCUAACCCGCAUCACCUCUCUCUCCGUCCGGUGCAACGGCAUUACCCGGGACGACGUCGUUUCUGCACCCUCCUUCGCGGAGGUUGCUGAUUUGGUCUACGACCUCCUCCAUGGAAGGAUAUGGGCUGGUCAUAAUAUAUUGAGAUUCGAUUGUGCUCGUAUAAGAGAGGCAUUUGCUGAGAUUAAGAAGCCUGCUCCAGAGCCUAAGGGAACGAUCGAUUCUCUGGCGAUACUAACGGAAAAGUUUGGAAGAAGAGCUGGUGAUAUGAAGAUGGCAUCUCUUGCGACAUAUUUUGGGCUUGGCCAGCAAACACAUAGGAGUUUGGACGAUGUUCGCAUGAAUCUUGAAGUUAUCAAGUAUUGUGCAACUGUUCUAUUUUUGGAAUCCAGCCUUCCAGAUAUAUUCAUGGAGAACAAUUUGGUUUCCCCAAAUGCCAUCCCAAGAGGCCGAAUUAACGAAAAAACUUCUCGAGAGCCGAACGAGAGCACUCCACCAUCAUCAUCGUCAAGAAUUGACGAGGCAAAUCAUCCUAUACUGUCGAUAAAUUCGCCACCGACCGAAUCAAAUCCUCCUAGCGCGGGUCCCUUCAAUCUGACGGACCUUCUCGUUCGAAUAAAUGACGACACUCUUGAUGAGGACCAUAUGGAGGAAGAGAGAAACGACUCGGCAGCUGAAGAAUCUUCGAAUGCGGUAAAUUGUGGGCAUCAAAGUGAUUUCCUGAAGCCAGAUGAUGUAUCAAUACCUUUAAUAACUGUAACACUCGUGCCCUUUUACCGGGGGACUCAAAAGAUACAGAUAAUGCUCCAAAAUGUCCCGUUGCAACUCGGCUGUGCACACCUGAAGGUCCGAUUCGGGAUCAGUUCAAAGUUUGUCGAUCAUGCUGGUCGGCCACGUUUGAGUUUUGUGGUUGAUGCAUCUCCGAGCCUUUGCACGGUUCUCGAUGCAGUUGAUAAUCUUGCCCAGAAGCUGUUGAUUGAUUCAGGCACCUCUUCUGAUUGGCGGCCUGUGGUUAUUAGGAAGAAUGGCUUCUUCAACACCCCCACUGUUCGAUUACACCUCCCGACUGCAGGAGAUGGUGAAAUCACCCGAUGCACGACAGAAAUAUACCAAACGGACAAUUCAGCCACGCAGAGGCCCGUGUUUAGUAGAUUCGACAUUAUCGAGCUCAAAUCCUUAUUUGCUCCUGGAAAAACCGUGGAUGCGUGUUUUUCCUUGGACGUGUAUGAUUACCAGCAGAAUGCGGGCAUUCGAUUGGUCGCAAAGAAACUUACGAUUCAUUGCAGCUGA